Messenger RNA from Daldinia decipiens, 3205 nucleotides. Its product is annotated as Afadin and alpha-actinin-binding-domain-containing protein. Lineage: Eukaryota; Fungi; Ascomycota; Sordariomycetes; Xylariales; Hypoxylaceae. The transcript is spliced from 2 exons. The coding region runs from base 312 to 3098 and encodes 928 amino acids. The record is from RefSeq and is a predicted model, not a curated record.
UCUACCACAAGAUUUCUUUUCUUUGCGACUUCUGCUUCAAUUGUGUAAAAGGGGGAAAUAGGUGAACGGGAGUAUUGAUUGAUUGAUUGAUUGAUUGAAAUUGUCAAAUUUAUACAAACAUAAAAAUAUCAAUCUGCAACAACCCGCAUACUACCAAUGAAGACAACUCCGAAAACGAAUACCGCAUCUUUCGUGGCUUACUCCUGUUCUUAGUCCGAUACUGGACGGCAACAGCAGAUCCUGAACGGGAUCAGAUCAAAGGGGGAGAAAGAAUUAAGAAGGAGGGAAAAAAGAGACAGGAACAAGACAAGAUGGUCGACCCAGAUAACCUCCGCACGGCAUCGCUGUAUAUCAAUAAUCAGCUCCUAUCACGCGGCCUUCUUCGUGAUGGCCACAAUAUCAACUUUGCAGAUCCGGAGUUCGGUGAUGGAGGAGUGCAAGGCACGAUGAGCAAGGUCAUGAGCGUUAUCAAUGACCUCAUCCUAAGGCGCGACCGCGAUGCUGAGAGCCGAGAGUCGUUAUCUACAGCCCUUCGGACACUACGGGCUGAUUCGCAGCGGCAAACGACCGAACUCGCACGACAAACGGAAAAACUAUCCGACGCUCAACGAAGGCUUGAUUCUGCAGAAGCUACAGAGCGUGCCCUCCGUACCCAGCUCAAGAUUACGGAUCAGAACAUCCACCGCCUUAAAGACGAAGCCAUCAAGAUGAAGACUAUCGUGGCACAGGCGCGCGCUGCAUGUGCUAAUGAAAUCCGUAAACGAGACCGCCAGAUCGACGGCCUGAAGAAGGCCGUGGCAGAUGCUGGUAGAGUAAGAGGCGGCGGCAAGAGCAGGGAUGUCCUAUACAUCACCGUGGUAGGGGAAGUCGGCGGCGAGGAGCGUGGAGUGCCUGCUGGUGCAACAGAGGCUGAAGGUUACAGCUUACGCUUAGAGACAAACGAAUUCCUCACACAACUAGCAAGAGGUCUUAGCGAGGAAAACGAAGGGCUACUCGCCCUGGUUAGACGUGUAGUCGACAGGCUGCGCGAGAUGAGUGGGCUAGAACGUGGUUCGGAGAAUCUGAAUGGAACCGCAUUUGACUAUCGCUCAGACAAUAAUAACGCGGAUGUACUGGUAAUGGCAUCUCAAAAGAGCGCCGAUGAGCUCGCAUCAGAGUUGGAAGAGAUCAUGGAGCAUCUCAGGACGAUAUUAACGAAUCCUUCCUUCGUGCCGAUCGAAGAGGUUGAGAUACGCGAGGAGGCUAUCACUCGCCUACGCGCCGGUCUAGAAACAAUGGAGUCCCGCUGGAAGGACGCAGUCCAUAUGAUUGACGGUUGGCGGAAACGAAUGGUGUCAAGCGGCAAGUCAGUCGACAUGGAAGACCUGCAGAUGAGCCUCCGACUUAGUCCCGUUAGGGUCAGGGACGUCGAGGAGACAGCAGAUAUCGUACCUCUGAGACUCUCCUGUGUCCAGGAGGAGGAAGGAGAAGAGGAAGAAGAACAAGAACAAGAACAAGAAGAGGAAGAGGAAGAGUAUGGUGAAGAAGACAGUCUCGAAGCACAGGAAGAAAUUCAAGAGGACCCACGGCAGUUAAGGUCUCCAAGCCCGAUCGAGUCGCUACAUCUAAUCCCGACACAAGGAUGCCGAGUCGCAGAGAAUGAAGAAAACGAUUCCGACUCGGGUUCUAGCAGCAUCUUCCAGGAUGAUAUAGACAUAGACGAGCUGGACGCCGAGGAACCAAACGUCCAAGUCCUUCAGGAAUCUACAUAUGCGAACUCGAUGGAUUCGCCUCCUCUCCCUAUGCCACCCCAACUAAGCCCACUCAAGGACUCAUAUUCGGCAGGCAAUAAAGGGUACUCCGAACGUGAUUUUGCGUAUCGCAAGCAUGCAGAUUUCACGACCAUUAUAGAAGAAAACACAUGGGAAUUGGCAGAGGAGGAGGAGGAAGAGGAAGAGCAAGGGCCGCCUCCGCCACCACAUGCCACCAAACCCCAGUCUCCUAGGUCUCCCAAGUCUCCGCAUCAGCAGAAGAAGUCAGUAUCAUACAAAAACUCCCCGCCAUGGCAAGACCAAUCUCGACCUAGCUCAACCGCCUCAUAUGAGAGUCCCCUGUUCGGUAAAUCCGGAGAGAGACCGUCACAGUCUGAUCCUUCCCGCAAACUAUUUUCGAAGCCCACCCCGAAUCUAGGGAAGCAAUUAUACACCAAAUCUCAGCCAGAGCCGGGUGGCGCAAACUUUCAGGCUUCUAAUAAGUCAUCGAAGAGGCCAACUUCAUCGCCAGACCCAUUAGCAGCAGAUAUAAAACGAACCAACUCGGAUCCUAUCAACCCGCCGUCGCGUCAGCAGCCCUCGUCGAAAUCUAUUCGUCAAGUACCUGCUACGACACAGUCGCAACCCUUAUCCUCAUCUUCUUCCGCCUCUUCCUUGAAAUCUGCGGCCAACAUAACGGAACGACCGCAACAACCCACUGUUGCACGCCCACGCUCGCCAGUUCGUAGUAACCAAGCUACCAAUACUACUACGAAUACGUCCUCACGCCUUCCUCGACCUAAUAGCACCAAUCCGCCUGCGCAACAGAGCCCCCUAACUAUGGCCACCAUCGCCGCGAAGCUAGCGGCCUCAGAACGCGAAGCCGAUGCUGCUCGUGUUAGGGCUAAGCUGAGGGCCGUCCGGUCUGGAGGUCAGAGACGGAACCCGGCUCUCCGGGCUCCUGCUACAGUCGCUCCCGGGUCGCCUCCCCGGGAAACAAAAGCCAACAAAGUUGAAGCUAAGCAAGAGGAAAACGACCUUGCCUCAGUAGACCCCGUCAAGAAGGACAAGGACUUAGCUCAACCUCGUUCCCGAGGUGGGACGCCGGCACGAAGACUAAACCCUACAGCAGAAGUCGAUGAAGUUGACGAGCUGGCGGGAUCAGUUAGAACUCGAGACAAGGAGCAGAACAAUGGUAGCAGCCCACUCAAAUCCACCAGCGGUAGCCCUCUCAAACUUGUAAAGCGAAGACGCGACCGAAGCGAGCGCCAUACGAGUAAAGUCGCGUCUCGCCGACGGAGCACGCUAAGUCCCUGGGAGUUGGAUGCUCUCAUUCAGGGGUCAGGUGCCGGGGUGGACUGUAACUAAAUAAAAACGACUACACGAUAUCUACCCCAACCUACUUUAUAACGACCUAUAUGUAUCAAAGUAUGAUGAUAUAGGUAGCAUGAGGUCUGCUAGAAAGCCCAACAUUG